CGGAGUACUGUAAAUUUAAUGUUUGCCGGACACUAGGUAUCAGUUUUGGGUUUCAAACGCAUUUGGCUACUGUUCUUUCUUUUCUCUCCAGAUUUCUUUAUAGGGCUGCGAGAUAUUGGUUCUGAGCUGAAUCCUCUGUUGCCCACAUUUAUUCUUUUUCCUGAAAAAAUGGACAUCAGUAAUGAAGCAAGACUUGAUCGAUUCUCAAUUGGUCCUUCCACAAUCAUUGGUAGGACUAUUGCUUUCAGAAUUUUGUUUUACAAAUCCAUGUCAAAUCUAAGGCAGCGGAUUUUCCAUGUUCUAUUGAAUUUUGUCUGUCGAUUGAGGGACUCUGUGUUGCCGGUGAUCUCUUGGUUUUAUCCCCAAAAUCCACAGGGGAUAUUGGCAAUGGUCACACUCAUAGCUUUUCUGUUGAAUAGAUAUACAAAUGUUAAAAUGAGAGCUGAAUUGGCUUACCGGAGGAAAUUUUGGAAGAAUAUGAUGAGAGCUGCCUUGACAUAUGAGGAAUGGGCUCAUGCAGCUAAGAUGCUUGAUAGGGAGACCCCAAAAAUGAAUGAAUCAGAUCUUUACGACGAGGAACUUGUGAGGAAUAAGCUCCAAGAACUUCAUCACCGUCGCCAGGAGGGCUCUCUCAGAGAUAUAAUCUUCUGUAUGCGUGCAGAUUUGGUUAGAAAUCUAGGUAAUAUGUGCAACCCGGAGCUUCACAAGGGUAGGCUUCAGGUGCCCAAGCUCAUAAAGGAGUACAUCAACGAAGUUUCAACUCAGUUGAGAAUGGUCUGUGACUCAGAUUCUGAGGAGCUGCUCUUAGAAGAGAAGCUAGCAUUCAUGCACGAAACAAGACAUGCCUUUGGGAGGACAGCAUUGCUCUUGAGUGGUGGUGCAUCUCUGGGUUCUUUUCAUGUGGGUGUGGUUAAGACACUGGUAGAGCACAAGCUUUUGCCUCGGAUAAUCGCAGGUUCCAGUGUGGGCUCCAUCAUGUGUGCCAUUGUUGCCACAAGGUCUUGGCCUGAACUCCAAAGUUUCUUUGAGAAUCCUUGGCAUUCAUUACAGUUCUUUGAUCAGAUGGGUGGGAUUUUUACAGUUGUUAGGAGAGUUAUGACACAAGGGGCUGUUCAUGAUAUUAGUCAGUUGCAGAAGCUAUUGAGACAUCUCACAAGUAACCUAACCUUCCAAGAGGCUUACGACAUGACUGGUCGAAUUCUGGGGAUCACAGUUUGCUCCCCAAGGAAGCAUGAGCCCCCUAGAUGCCUGAAUUACUUGACGUCGCCUCAUGUUGUUAUAUGGAGUGCUGUGACUGCUUCUUGUGCUUUCCCUGGCUUGUUUGAAGCUCAGGAGUUGAUGGCAAAGGAUAGAAGUGGUGAGAUUGUUCCUUAUCACCCUCCAUUCCACCUUAGCCCUGAAGAAGGUUCUGGUACACACACACGCAGGUGGAGGGAUGGGAGCUUGGAAAGUGACUUGCCUAUGAUGCAGCUGAAGGAGCUGUUCAAUGUCAAUCAUUUUAUUGUCAGUCAGGCAAAUCCUCACAUUUCACCAUUAUUGAGGCUAAAGGAGAUCGUGAGAGCUUAUGGAGGCAACUUUGCUGCCAAGCUUGCUCAACUUGCAGAGAUGGAGGUGAAGCAUAGGUGCAACCAGGUGCUAGAACUUGGUUUCCCACUUGGGGGAAUUGCCAAAUUGUUUGCUCAAGAUUGGGAGGGUCAUGUCACGGUUGUGAUGCCUGCGACCCUUGCUCAGUAUUCAAAAAUUAUUCAGAACCCAUCUUAUGUGGAGCUUCAAAAGGCUGCGAACCAGGGCAUGAGGUGCAUUUGGGAGAAGCUUUCCGCAAUAAAGGCCAACUGUGGUAUUGAACUUGCACUGGAUGAAUGUGUUGUAAUUCUGAACCACAUGCGUAGGCUCAAAAGGAGUGCUGAGAGGGCUGCUGCUUCACAUGGGUUAGCCAGUACAGUUAAGUUUAAUGGUUCUAAAAGGAUUCCCUCGUGGAAUUGCAUUGCACGAGAGAACUCAACAGGUUCCCUCGAUGAAGACACCCUUUCAGAUGGUGUUGGUGGGCAUACAGGAGUCAAUUAUGGCCGGAACCUCCGGCAUAACAUACUUGAUGGAAGCGAUAGUGAAUCAGAGAGUUUAGACCUCAAUUCUUGGACAAGAUCUGGUGGACCCUUGAUGAGGACAACUUCAGCAAAUAAGUUCAUUGAAUUUGUCCAAAAUUUGGAUGUUGAUGCUGAAUUGAGCAAGUCCUGGAUAAGGGAAGAUGAAGCCAAAGGGUGGGUGAUCAAUUCCAACUCUGUUGUGAUUCAGACAGCAGGCAGCGAUCCAUACGAUCACAGUUCAAGGGGAACAACACCAGACAGAAGCUUGGAGAGCACAGAAGUUGAACAACGGGAUGUCACUAACCAUAGACUUCCAGCCACUUCUAGCAUCAUGCUGAAUGAAGGAGACCUGCUGCAGCCCGAAAGUGUACACAACGGGAUUGUACUCAAUGUUGUGAAGAGGGAAGAACUAACUCCAGCUCAUGGGGUUAAUGGCUCUGAAUAUUUCCACAAUUCAUCUCAAAUCCCAGUUGAGUGUGUGGAAGUUGGAUGUCUAUGCAAUGAAAUGUAUGAAAGCUCAGCAUCCGAAAAUGGUGACAACAAUGAGACUGUCUACAACUGCCAUUCUGAUAUGGCUCCACCUGAUUCUGAGGAUCAUUCAGUCUCAGAAGAAGGUAAAUUGGAAGUUUUGGACAGAUGAGGGAUUCUGUUUCUGUAAAUACUACAAUUUGGGUAAGACCAGCACCCACUUGUACCAAAGAUGAUGUUACAUGCACCUGUAAAGUUCAAGUUCAAGUUGUCAACGGUAGGGUAGCACUAUUGUAGUAUUGCUUCAGGCACUGUAAAGCUACUUGAAUCUGAAUGGAGUAUACAUGAGGCUGCUUAAUACAUGCAAACUAACACUGCCAUGGAUUACCGCUUUGUUGUAAUUUUAUCAUUCGUAUUUGAUUGUGAAGUAAAGCCCCUGUACAGGUAACCCAAACAUUAGAUCAUGUUACAG
Molecule: messenger RNA, 3024 nt
Organism: Telopea speciosissima
Lineage: Eukaryota; Viridiplantae; Streptophyta; Magnoliopsida; Proteales; Proteaceae
Product: triacylglycerol lipase SDP1-like
Exons: 3
Coding region: 169-2724 (851 amino acids)
Biological process (GO): lipid metabolic process
Molecular function (GO): triacylglycerol lipase activity
Source: RefSeq, a predicted model, not a curated record